AUCAAAUCUCAAGUUUGACUGGACCCACAAACCGCACACUUCCUUCCCCAAUAUGAAAGCAACGACCUCAAAAAGCCCCAAAAUACCUUUUGUCUCUCUCUCUCUGGCUUUCCUAAAUUCAUUCAUGGGAGAUUUUGCAGAAAAUCACAGUCCCAUGGAUCUGUCUUAUGUUGUUCUCCUCUUACAUAGUAAUUGGAGUGAGUAACUGAUUAGAGAUAACUAAUUUCAUUUACCCAUUUCCCAUUUUUUCUCCUCCUGGUGAAUGUUGUAAAUAAGCUCGAAAUUUAUAAACUUGCUGGGGAAAAAUGAAGGUUUUGACUUGUUCCAUGGUGGUGGCGGUUCUGAGUUGCUGGGUUUUGGCGGCUGAGUCCGAUGAUCAAGCUAGGCUUCUGGUCGCCUUCAAGGAAUCCUCUGUCGAAAAGGAUCCCAAUGGGUUCUUGAAAGACUGGGAUUUGCCCGCUUCUUCUUCUUCUUCCGGCGGCCACUGCGAUUGGAGUGGCGUGACUUGCUCUCCCGAUCGCCGCCAGGUCACGGCGGUGGAUCUCGGAGAUGCCCGGCUUGUUGGGUUCCUCCACAUCCGUCAUCUCCUGGCCUUGCCGGCUCUCCGGGACGUCAACUUGAGCGGCAACCGUUUCUACGGCAAUCUCUCCCUGUCCGACUGCCGGAGCUUGAGCCUGCUCAAUCUGUCCAAGAACAACCUCAGUGGCAGCCUGGAGAUCUCCCUCUCUUCUUGCCCCACCCUGUCGGCCCUCGAUCUCUCCCACAACAAUUUCUCCGGGAAUCUCAACGAUGCGGUCGAUUUCGGGGAUUGCCGCAAUCUGUACGCGCUCGACCUGUCGUUCAACGGUCUCACCGCUACCGAUUUCCCUGCAAGCCUGGCGAACUGCGAGCGCCUGGAGAGACUUGAUCUCGGGCACAACGCGAUUCGCUUGAGGCUUCCGGGGAAGUUAUUGGCGAAGCUCAGGAGCGCGAGGCGUUUGGGUUUGGACCAUAACCAGUUCUUUGGGGAGGUUCCCUCUGAGCUGGGGGAGAUUUGCGCUGGUGUUGCCUUUCAAGAUCUUGAUCUUUCCGGGAACGAGUUAACGGGCGGGCUACCCUCGACGCUCGCGUCGUGUUCUUCGCUCGCGUCUCUCAACCUCUCGCGGAAUCAUCUCACGGGCGAUUUCUUGAGGAGUGUCGUUAGCCGCCUCGCGAACCUGAGGCGACUGUCGGCGUCUUUCAAUAACUUAACGGGCCCGAUCCCGAGGUCGUUGGAAAGAUGUUCGAAGCUCGAGGUGUUGGAUCUGAGCUCGAACGAAUUGGACGGGGCGGUCCCUUCCUGGUUUUGCUCCGGGACCGCCGCGUCUGGAUUGCAAAUGAUGUUGCUGGCAAAUAACCGCCUCUACGGGGGGAUUCCGGCGGAGCUCGGGCUUUGCAGGAGCCUGACGAAGCUUGAUCUCAGCUUCAACGGCCUGAGAGGUUCGAUCCCAUCGGGUGUCUGGAAUCUCCCGAACCUCUCGGACCUGAUCAUGUGGGCAAACGGCAUCACCGGUGAGAUUCCGGAGGGCAUCUGCACAAACGGCGGGGCGAGGUUUCAGACACUAAUCCUCAACCACAACUCGAUAACCGGGCAAAUCCCCGAGUCCAUCUCAAAGUGCACCGAUCUGGUUUGGAUUUCCCUGUCGAGCAACCAGCUGACAGGGGAUAUUCCUCCUGGAAUCGGCGAGCUCUCCGAGCUCGCCAUACUCCAGCUGGGGAACAACUCUCUGUCCGGCCCGAUUCCUCCCGGGCUGGGCAAAUGCAAGAGCCUCAUCUGGCUGGACCUGAACAGCAAUGACUUGACAGGUCCGAUUCCUGCCGAGCUUGCUGAUCAGGCCGGCCUUAUUGUCCCCGGAGCUGUCUCCGGGAAGCAUUUCGCCUUUGUGAGAAACGAAGGCGGGUCGAUGUGCAGGGGGCCAGGGGGGCUGGUUGAUUUCCAGGGGAUCCGCGAAGAGGUUCUCGAAAACUUCCCCGUCUUCAACUCUUGCCCCUCUAUUAGAGUCUACUCUGGCACGACGAUCUACACGUUCUCCGGCAACGGGAGCAUGAUUUACCUCGACCUCUCCUACAAUUCCCUCUCCGGAAGCAUUCCGGCGAGCUUGGGUUCAAUGGGUUAUCUCCAGGUUCUGAAUUUGGGUCACAAUGAUCUCACCGGAACAAUCCCUCCCAGCCUUGGAGAUCUCAAGAAAGCAGGUGUCCUUGAUGUCUCUCACAACCACCUUCAAGGCCUGAUCCCGGGGUCCCUCGGAGGGCUAUCCUUCCUCAACGAUCUCGACCUCUCAAACAACAACCUCUCCGGGCAGAUUCCUUCCGGCGGGCAGCUGAUUACGUUUCCCUCUUCCCGAUACGAAAACAAUUCCGGCCUCUGCGGUCUCCCCUUGGCCCCGUGCGGGUCCCGGGGCGGACCCCGUCACGAGCACGACGGGAAGAAGAAGAAGAAGACUGAGGCAUCCACCGUGUGGAUGUUCGCGGGGAUUACAUUGUCGUUUGUUUGUUUGUGUGGCCUCCUUGUCGCACUCUUUAGGGUGAAGAGCGCGCAGGAGAGAGUGGAGAAGAGGGACAAAUACAUCGAGAGCCUCUCGACAUCCGGUGGCAGCAGCAGCUGGAAGCUGUCCAGCGUCCCCGAGCCGCUGAGCAUCAACGUGGCGACCUUCGAGAAGCCUCUGAGGAAGCUGACGUUUGCGCAUCUUCUGGAGGCCACCAACGGGUUCAGCAAGUCUUCCCUGGUCGGCUCGGGGGGGUUCGGCGAGGUGUACAAGGCGCACUUGAAGGACGGUUCGGUCGUGGCGAUCAAGAAGCUCAUCCACGUGACCGGGCAGGGCGACCGGGAGUUCAUGGCGGAGAUGGAAACGAUCGGGAAGAUCAAACACCGAAACCUGGUGCCCCUCCUGGGGUACUGCAAGGUCGGGGACGAGAGGCUUCUGGUGUACGAGUACAUGAAGUGGGGGAGCCUCGAGGACGUGCUCCACAACAACCGGGACAAAAACGGCCCGAGCCUCGGCUGGGCGGCCCGGAAGAAGAUCGCGGUGGGGUCCGCGAGGGGGCUCGCGUUCCUCCACCACAGCUGCCUCCCGCACAUCAUCCACCGCGACAUGAAGUCGAGCAACGUCCUCGUGGACGACGGCCUCGAGGCCCGGGUGUCGGACUUCGGGAUGGCCCGCCUCGUGAACGCGCUCGACACGCACCUGUGCGUGAGCACGCUCGCGGGGACCCCCGGGUACGUCCCCCCGGAGUACUACCAGAGCUUCCGGUGCACGACGAAGGGGGACGUGUACAGCUUCGGGGUCAUACUCCUGGAGCUGCUCUCGGGUAAAAAGCCGAUAAACACGCAGGAGUUUGGGGACGACAACAACCUCGUCAGCUGGGCGAAGCUUCUGCACAAGAGCGGAAGGAGCGAUGAGAUAUUCGAUCCGCAGCUGGUCGCUGAUUCACCCGGCGACUCGGAUGAUCAUCAUCAUCAGCAACUCAAUGAGUACCUGAAGAUCGCAUUCGCGUGCCUCGAAGAGAAGCCUUACCAGAGGCCAACCAUGAUCCAAGUGAUGGCCAUGUUCAGAGCUUCAUCGUCAAUGCAAUUAGGCGAUUCUGCGGAGAGACACGACGAUGCCGCCACCGUCUUGAUCCACGAGUCGCCGGAAGGCGGCCCCUAGCUAGCAAUGUUUGGGGUUCAGUUGGCCGGAGAAAAAGAGAGAAAACUUUGUACGAUUUGUAUGGAUUUUGUCAGCAGUUCAGAUUUUUUGUGAUAAAGAUAUGGCACAAAAAAUGUGUGGUGCUAGCUACUGGUUU
Messenger RNA from Cuscuta campestris, 3801 nucleotides. The record is from the annotation of a GenBank genome assembly. NCBI's taxonomy places the organism in Eukaryota, Viridiplantae, Streptophyta, Magnoliopsida, Solanales, Convolvulaceae.